This is a messenger RNA of Quercus robur (English oak), 1320 nucleotides long. RefSeq lists its product as uncharacterized. Lineage: Eukaryota; Viridiplantae; Streptophyta; Magnoliopsida; Fagales; Fagaceae. The coding region runs from base 61 to 1083 and encodes 340 amino acids. The transcript is spliced from 5 exons. The record is from RefSeq and is a predicted model, not a curated record.
CAACCACACUCUCUUCCCAGAACCAGAAAUAGAAAUAGAAACAGAAACAGAAAAAUAAUAAUGUGGCAACAAGCUCUGGUCUGCAACUGCAACUGCAACUACUUCAGCUCAUCAUCAAAACCUUCUUCACUUCCAGUUCCACUACUAUUAUUAUGUCAGUCUCAUUCCCAAAUAUUGGCCAAACCACCAAGGAGGAGUUUGAACACAACGCCACUCAUCGUCUCCAAUGAUGAUUAUGUUGUUAGGACCAGUACUGUGUGCCACGCGUCACGCCGCAAGACUAACGUUACUGCCACGUCAUCCUCCGAAGACGACAAUCUAAGGCGCGUGCUGCAAUUCCUUCUGUGGGUUGCUGAGGGAGUUUACAUUCUCUACCUCUUCUUGCUCCCUUACGCCCCGGGAGAUCCUGUAUGGGCCAUCAGUUCAGACACAAUAAACUCUCUUGUUGGACUUUCUCUCAAUUUCUUCUUUAUCUUGCCUCUUAUGAACUCUGUUGGCAUUCGUCUAAUUGAUGCCCCAGUUCUUCAUCCGAUAUCUGAAGGAUUAUUCAAUUUUGUCAUUGGGUGGACGUUCAUGUUUGCUCCUUUGCUUUUCACGGAUCGUAAGAGGGACAGAUACAAGGGGUCUCUGGAUGUCCUAUGGGGCCUGCAGAUGUUCCUCACAAACACAUUCUUAAUACCUUACAUGGCUAUCCGGCUGAAUGAGGCAGAUUCAGACUACCCUCCAAGAGAGCGCUCACAACUUGGAUCUGUGAUGACCAACGGUGCACCCAUUGUUGGACUAAUUGGUGGGGCCAUGUGUCUCAUAUCUGGAUUGUGGGCACUUUUUGGUAGAAUGGAUGGAAAUUUUGGGAGCAUAGGAGAGAGAUGGAACUUCUUGAUCAGCUAUCUAGGAUCUGAGAGGCUGGCUUAUGCGUUCAUUUGGGAUAUAUGCUUUUACAUAAUUUUCCAGCCUUGGUUGAUAGGUGACAACCUUCAAAAUGUUCAGAAAAGCAAGGCUGAGAUAGUAAACUAUCUUAGAUUUGUCCCUGUGGUUGGCUUAAUAGCUUACCUUCUCUGUUUGAAUGUUGAUGAUGAACUGUAGCUAAUGUAAAUAUUGAAUCAGUCUGAAUAUCAGUGAGCUAUAUCACAGAUCGAUUAAAUUUUGUUGACACGUGAAAAACAGUAGAGCUACUCUGUGAAAUAACGAAACUGUUUCGGCCUGAUUUGAUUCAUCAGUCGAUUCCUCGACUGAGAUAUGUAUAUUUACAAUACAAUUGAUUAUGAUUGAGCUUGGAAAUGAGAUGGGAUGAGCCUCACAUUUGCGUGGCCUCUUUAACCA